CCCCUCGCUCACUCACCUCCAGCCCCGCACCCCUUCCAUUAUUAUCAUAUCAUGGCGCCCAAGAACCGCAUCAUCAUCGAUACUGACCCAGGUGUCGACGAUGUCCUGGCCCUGCUGCUGGCCCUCAGCGCCUCGCCUGAGGAGCUCGAGGUUGUCAUGAUCUCCGUCACAUACGGUAACGUGCCACUGCAAAGUUGUCUUCGAAACGUUGUGGCCUUGUUCCACGUGCUUGAGAAGGAAAUGACCUGGCGCCAGUCCACGGGCAAGCCCACCUAUGGCGCAUUGAAUGCCUACAUACCUAUUGUGGCUGUCGGCGCCCAGCAUGCCCUCGAGGACGAGGAGCUUGUCGCUGAUCAUUUCCACGGCGCUGACGGCCUACAUGGCGUCCACGAUAAACACCCCCACUUAUCCCCGACCGACGCCUGGCGCAGUCUGUUUGAGGACGUCCCAAGCGAGUCCACCAGCUCGGCCGAGCCGCCGUCGUAUUCGAGGUUCUUCACCCCGAGCAAGACCCCUGCUCAUAAGGAGAUGCUCCGGAUUUUGAAAGAGGAGCCAGAGAACACGGUCUCGAUCGUUGCCAUCGGACCCCUGACCAACGUUGCUCUGGCGGCAUCCGACGACCCGGAGACCUUCCUACGUGUCAAGGAGCUCGUGGUGAUGGGAGGUGCUGUGGGAGUGGAGGGCAACGUCAGUCCGUGUGCCGAGUUCAACUGCCUCGCCGACGCCGUCGCCGCUGCCCGCGUCUAUGCCCUGACCUCGCCUGUCCCCUCCUCCACCAUGCCGCCCAUGAUCCACGGCAAAUCCUUCCUGUCCCCCUACCCGGACAAGCUCUCCCGCCAGCUCAAGUUGACGCUCUUCCCGCUCGACAUCACCACCCCGCACGAGCUCAGGCGGUGCGCCUUCAACGACCGGAUCCAGCCGCUCAAGGAGGCCGGGAGCCCGCUCGCCCAGUGGACCGACACCUUCAUGAACGGCACCUUUGACAAGAUCGACUCGAUGCUCGGCGAGGGCCACAACGAGGGCCUGUCCCUGCACGAUCCCCUGUGCAUCUGGUACAUGCUGACGCGCGACGACCCGGCGUGGAAGACGGUGCCCAAGCCCGAGGACAUCCGCAUCGAGACGUGCGGGCAGUGGACCAUGGGUAUGCACGUCAUUGACCGGCGCGCCCGGGCCAAGCCUGCCGAGAAGGACAGCACGGUGCGGACACACCCGGCAGACCCGAUGGAUGCCGUCACGGUGGACGAGGUGCCGGGCGACACUAUGGGCUGGCUGAGCGUGCGCAAGGGCAACAGGAUCAACAGGAUGCUGGAGUCGCCUGGUCGGGACAUCUUUGCGGACGUGCUCCUGAAGAAGGUUUUCGCCUAGAUGAGAUAUAGACCAUGGUUCCAUAGAUUUGUUUUUUUUUCUCAUUGUAGGGUAUCUUUUCUUUGAUGUCGAUGUAAAUACCGAGCGUCCAGCCCUCUCUCCGACUGUCAGCAACCAUUCGUGAGGGCUUCAAAGAGAGUGUUCUGUGAGAGG
Messenger RNA from Parathielavia appendiculata, 1518 nucleotides. RefSeq names its product nucleoside hydrolase. NCBI's taxonomy places the organism in Eukaryota, Fungi, Ascomycota, Sordariomycetes, Sordariales, Chaetomiaceae. Gene Ontology annotation, cellular component: cytosol. Gene Ontology annotation, molecular function: purine nucleosidase activity. The coding region runs from base 52 to 1365 and encodes 437 amino acids. The record is from RefSeq and is a predicted model, not a curated record. The transcript is spliced from 5 exons. Gene Ontology annotation, biological process: purine nucleoside catabolic process.